AUGGCGGCGCAAUUCACCGAAGAAAACGUACAGGAGCUCAAGUUCCGGCUCGAGGACGCCACCAUAAAAUGUUCCGAACGCUGUUUAUACCAGUCUGCCAAAUGGGCGGCUGAAAUGCUUGACGCCAUUGUACCGAUUGACCAAUAUGACACAGACCCCGAAUCGCCAAUGGACAUUCCCGAUACACCCUCGACUCGCCCAAACCCCUACCUCCGAACCCAAGAUCCUGUCGAAGCUUCUCUUGAAGCCCAGGAGUCCUACAAAUACCUCCUGGCAAAGUCCUACUUUGAUACGCGCGAGUACGAUCGCUGCGCAGCGGUGUUUCUGCCGCCUACGAUACCCCCCGUUGCGCUUUCUACGUCGUCGCCGAACCAAAAGAAGAGACAGUCGCUAACCCCACAGAAGGGCAAGCCGAAGCCAUCCCAGUAUGCAGGAGGGAAGGAUAGCAACGUGUCCAGGAAUCCAUAUCCCAGGUUGAGUCAGAAGUCAUUGUUCCUGGCGCUGUACGCCAAAUACCUAGCGGGAGAGAAACGGAAAGACGAGGAGACUGAGAUGGUGCUGGGACCGGCCGAUGGGGGUGCGACAGUUAAUCGAGAAUUACCGGAUCUUGCGCGAGGGCUAGAAGGAUGGCUAACAGAGCGUCGGGAGAAGGACAUGGAAGAUCGCAAUCAGGGAUGGCUAGAAUACCUCUACGGGGUCAUUCUUCUCAAAGGGCGGAACGAGGAGGAGGCCAAGAAGUGGCUCAUAAGGAGCGUUCACUUGAACCCAUUCCAUUGGGGUGCCUGGCAGGAGUUGAAUGACCUUCUCUCGAGCACAGAAGAUUUGAAACAAGUUGUCGACCUGCUCCCGCAGAACAUCAUGACACUUCUCUUCCACGUAUACUGUAGCCAAGAACUAUAUCAAGCCACUGAAGAUACGUAUCAAGCGCUCUCAGAGCUUGAAACAAUCUUUCCCAACAGCGCCUUUCUCAUGACCCAGAGAGCCCUCCUCUACUACCAUUCGAAAGACUUCGAAGAAGCAUCACGUAUAUUCACCGAGAUCUUGAUUGCAUCUCCUCACCGACUCGACAGCCUCGAUCAUUACUCCAAUAUACUAUACGUGAUGGGCGCGCGUCCCCAGCUCGCCUUCGUCGCCCAAGUUGCAACAGCAACAGACAAGUUCCGACCCGAAACCUGCUGCGUCGUCGGAAAUUACUACUCACUCAAGUCCGAACACGAAAAAGCCGUAAUGUACUUUCGUCGCGCCCUAACACUAGACCGUAAUUUCCUCUCAGCCUGGACCCUGAUGGGCCACGAAUACAUCGAGAUGAAGAACACGCACGCAGCGAUUGAAUCCUACCGCCGCGCCGUGGACGUCAACCGGAAAGACUACCGAGCCUGGUACGGCCUCGGCCAGGCAUACGAAGUCCUCGACAUGUCCUUCUACGCUUUGUUCUACUACCAACGUGCCGCCGCACUGCGACCGUACGACCCGAAAAUGUGGCAAGCCGUCGGAUCCUGCUACGCCAAAAUGGGCCGUGUUCCGCAGAGUAUCAAAGCCCUCAAACGCGCCCUCGUAGCCGGCUCCUACUACGCCGAAGACCCAUCCCAAAUGGGAGGCUCAGGCCGCAAGAUCCUCGACCCAGAAACCCUCCACCAAAUCGCAACACUCUACGAACGCCUCGGCGAUGAUGAAGAAGCAGCCGCCUACAUGGAACUCACCCUGCAGCAAGAAUCAGGACAAAUGCCGGUGGAAGAAGACGCGUCUUCCGACAACGAAAACGAUGAUGACCGGUCCGAGGCCGGAGCAAAACAAUCCUCACGCCGAGCCCAUCAAUCCUCGUCGUAUAACCAAAACGACGACGAUGAUGACUCUUGGCACGGUACAGGGCCGACAGUCACGACCUCGAAAGCGCGGUUGUGGCUCGCGCGGUGGGCUUUGCGAAAUGGUGAUCUCGAACGCGCAGAUCAGUUGGCAGGUGAACUGUGCCAGGAUGGAGUCGAGGUCGAGGAAGCAAAGGCGUUGAUGAGAGAUGUGAGGGCUAGAAGGGAAGGCGAUGAGUAG
Molecule: messenger RNA, 2043 nt
Organism: Aspergillus bombycis
Lineage: Eukaryota; Fungi; Ascomycota; Eurotiomycetes; Eurotiales; Aspergillaceae
Product: anaphase promoting complex subunit CDC23
Exons: 4
Coding region: 1-2043 (680 amino acids)
Biological process (GO): cell division
Cellular component (GO): anaphase-promoting complex
Molecular function (GO): protein binding
Source: RefSeq, a predicted model, not a curated record